This is a messenger RNA of Nomascus leucogenys (northern white-cheeked gibbon), 1101 nucleotides long. RefSeq names its product zinc finger protein 511 (gene ZNF511). The record is from RefSeq and is a predicted model, not a curated record. Lineage: Eukaryota; Metazoa; Chordata; Mammalia; Primates; Hylobatidae.
GCUCGUGGACGGUGGCCGACAGGCUGCGCCCGCCCGCGCCCGGGGUGAUGCAGCUGCCGCCUGCGCUGUGCGCCCGCCUCGCUGCGGGGCCCGGGGCGGCGGAGCCACUGCCUGUAGAACGGGACCCCGCGGCUGGGGCCGCGCCCUUUCGCUUCAUUGCGCGCCCCGUGCGCUUCCCGCGGGAGCACGAGUUCUUCGAGGAUGGGGACGUGCAGCGCCACCUCUACCUCCAGGACGUGCUCAUGCAGGUGGCCGACGCGCCUGAGAAGCCCAGGGUGCCCGCGUUUGCCUGCCAGGUGGCUGGCUGCUGCCAGGUGUUCGAUGCCCUGGAUGACUAUGAGCACCACUACCACACACUGCACGGAAAUGUUUGCUCUUUUUGCAAGCGGGCCUUCCCUUCUGGACACCUGCUGGACGCCCACAUCCUGGAGUGGCACGAUUCGCUCUUCCAGAUCCUGUCUGAGAGGCAGGACAUGUAUCAGUGCUUGGUAGAAGGCUGCACAGAGAAGUUCAAGACCAGCAGAGACCGGAAGGAUCACAUGGUGAGGAUGCACCUGUACCCCGCGGACUUCCGGUUUGAUAAGCCAAAGAAAAGCAGAAGCCCAGCCUCAGCGGAAGCCCCAGGGGACAGGGGAGAGCGGUCAGAAGGGGAGGCCAUGGAAAUCUGCUCUGAGCCUGUGGUGGCCUCCCCUGCACCGGCGGGUGAGAGGCGGAUCUACAGUCACAGAAUACCCUCUACCAUCUGCUUUGGUCAGGGUGCCGCUCGAGGAUUUAAAAGCAACAAGAAGAAAACCAAACAGUGCUGAUAGAGUCAGAAAAGGAGUGGGGGGCAGUCGCCACUGCUGGGAGUGGCAUCCGCCGUGGGCCUUUCUCCGACCUUCUGGUGUGGCCGCCCUGGGGCCGGGCCCUCGCCAUCCUCCCUGUCCUUGUCCCUCAGCAAAUGGCAUCAGCAGCUGUCAUUAGAAACUGUGAGGGACCCACAGAUUUUGGAAAUGACCUGGACACACUAUUGGGAAGGAGAUGUGGACGGCCUGUCUCCUCCUGCAGGGCCCACCCUAAGAAUGUAUUUUUAAACACAUGAAAUAAGUAUUUUUCACUGAU